AUGCGUGGGAGAUGUGCUAAGAGCAGGUACCGAGUGAUUCACAAACUGGGCCAUGGGACCUUUUCUACUAUUUGGCUGUCACGAGACGAGCAAAAGGCAGCCUCCGUGACGGUCAAAGUAAGCACUGGAGAUUCCUCCGCUCAUGAAGCAAAGAUAUUGCGUAUGCUCAUGAAUCGCUGGCCGGCACAUACAAACGAGCCUCUCUUGUUUCCGUCCUACUCGGCCUGGACGAAUUCGAAAUUGAGGGCCCGAAUGGGCUGCAUUGUCACAGCACCCGCUCAGAGCAGUGUAUCUGCAGCAUCAUUCUGUUGCUACUUCCAAAAAGAAACGGCUCGUGUUGUAGCUGCCGAACUUGCUCUUGCUGUUGCAUUUGUUCAUGCUCAAGACUAUGUUCAUGGAGAUAUUCAUCCUGGAAACAUCCUGAUACACCUACCUACUAGCCUUGACAAGCUCUCAGUCCAGGAAUUCUAUGAGCAGUUCGGUGAGCCAUAUACGGAACCAGUUGUGAGACUGGACGGACAGCCUCCCCCUCCUGGCGUCCCUAAGUGUGGGACAAUGCCGGUCUGGUUAGGAAAACGAGCAUUCGAAAUUCCGCCGGAUGAGGCCCAGCUCCUUCUUAGGGACUUUGGCGAGAGCUUCUCCCCUUCCGACACUGAGCAGCGGCGCCGUGGGCAGGACUGUCCCUCGCCGCUUCCAGUCAUACCGCCUGAAGCCUACUUUGAACCGGACAGCCCUCUUUCAUUUCCCUCGGACAUCUGGAGUCUUGCAUGUGCUAUGUAUUCCAUAUUUGGCCUGCGGUGGCUGUUUGAUGCAACACUCGCCACUCGACAUGACAUAGCCUCUCAACAAAUAGAUGUCAUUGGAGAAAUUCCGCCUGAAUGGUGGAAUACAUGGGAGAAACGCCAUGAGUAUUUUGAAGAGAUCGGAAGGUCUAAGAAAGAUCGGUUUGUUUAUCCAUCUCUUGAGCAGAGUUUCGAGAAGGACGUACAGGCCGCACGACAGAGGGACAAUAUGUCCUCGUUCGCCAAAAAGGAGCAGGUAGCCAUUCUAAGCAUGCUUCGCUCAAUGCUGGCAAUGAAACCUGAGAAGCGAGCAACAGCGACGGAUGUCCUGAGCUCAGUCUGGAUGGUGACUUGGGGAUUACCAGCUGUGAAGAGGGCGCGUGAUAACCGGAAAACAGGAGGUGUAUGGCAUGGCCAAAAGGUUGAUGCAAGGUCCUUGAUUUAA
Messenger RNA from Aspergillus luchuensis, 1227 nucleotides. RefSeq lists its product as uncharacterized. Lineage: Eukaryota; Fungi; Ascomycota; Eurotiomycetes; Eurotiales; Aspergillaceae. The coding region runs from base 1 to 1227 and encodes 408 amino acids. The record is from RefSeq and is a predicted model, not a curated record. Gene Ontology annotation, biological process: protein phosphorylation. The transcript is spliced from 2 exons. Gene Ontology annotation, molecular function: protein kinase activity; ATP binding.